Molecule: messenger RNA, 2784 nt
Organism: Didymosphaeria variabile
Lineage: Eukaryota; Fungi; Ascomycota; Dothideomycetes; Pleosporales; Didymosphaeriaceae
Exons: 10
Coding region: 1-2784 (927 amino acids)
Molecular function (GO): catalytic activity
Source: RefSeq, a predicted model, not a curated record
AUGCCUGAAUUCAAAGAACGCCAACUGGUCACGGACCCUCAGAAGGCCUUCCAUUUCACCGAUCUUCAACGGCUGAAGCCUACACGCGAGAAUGACCCCUAUGAAUAUCAAGCAGGAUGGGGCAAUCGUCAUCAAUCAGAGCUUAUCCCAGGAACGUUGCCCGUAGCACAAAACAAUCCACAAGAGGUUCGCUUUGGUCUAUACACAGAGGGUAUCACAUAUUCAGCAUUUACUGCGCCACGACAUGCAAACUUCAGCACGUACAUGUACCGCUGCAGGCCAGCAGCUGCUCACAAGGGAUAUGUGCCUAUUGAGACGAAGUCAAACAUCCAGAAUUGCUUUCUGUCAAUCAAUCCUACGGUUGAGGCGCUACCAGAGCAAGCAGAGUGGCAUCCUUUCCCGCUACCCAAGGACGAAGACAAGAUCGAUUUUGUAGAUGGCCUCCACACAUUGGCAGGCAGCGGCGACCCUAACAUCAGGGAAGGUAUCGCCCUUUAUGUGUACAUGAUAAACUCCAGCAUGGAAAGGCGAGCGUUCUGCAACACCGAUGGCGACUUCCUCAUCUGCGCUCAGCUCGGCAGCCUUGACAUCGUAACGGAAAUGGGUAAAAUCUACCUCCAACCUGGGGAGAUAUGCGUCAUCCAACGAGGCAUCCGCUUCUGUCUCAACCUGGCCCCGGAUACCAAGGUCGCACGAGGUUACAUUACCGAAGUGUGGGGUUCCAUGUGGGUGCUCCCUGAUCUUGGUCCCUUGGGUGGACAUGGGUUGGCGAACCCUCGCGACUUCCUAUACCCUGUUGCUGCCAUCGAUGACGAGCUCCAUGUCGAUUGGCAGAUUGUGAACAAGACCAAUGGCCAGCUCACUGCCAUCGUGCAGGACCACAGCCCCUUCGACCUUGUCGCUUGGCAUGGCAACGUCGUCCCCUACAAGUACGACCUUACCAAAUUCUCCUCCCAGAACAGCACCUCGAUUGAUCACACAGAUCCCUCGAUCUUCUGCGUGCUUACUGCCCCGUCACGCGAUCCGGUAACCCCGCUGGCUGACUUCUUAUGGUUUGGACCCCGAUGGGAUGUGGCAACGAACACCUUCAGGUUGCCAUACUUUCACCGUAACUCCGCUUCCGAGUUCUUAGCCUGCUUAUACGGCCAAGGUCUCGGUAGAAGUGACGACUUCCUUCCGGGUGGUGGCAGUUUCGAAGGAGGCCAUACUCCGCAUGGUGGUUUUCACGAGGGCUACCAGCAUGGCAUGAGGAUGCACGAGAGUGUUCCUGAGAAGAUUCUCACAGAUCAACUCACCAUAAUGGUUGAGUCGAGCCGUCUUUUCCUCUGGACCGAAUAUGCUCGCACUGGCUGCGGUACGAUUAGCACGCAGGGCACUGACCCCAAGGUCUGGGAUGCACUACCGGACCGCUUCUCUGCCAACUCCAAAGCCAAGGAGCUACUCGCUCGCCUCAAAGAAGAUAAGAUAGCAGAGAAGAAGCGGCUAGCACCAUACUACAUCGGCGGGUUUUCGCAUGGAGCCAACGCUAGCGAUACCGAAGGAGUACACUCAAAGGAGUUGAAGCCCUAUCUCAACGGAACAAACGGUGUCAGGCACGACUCGGUGCUAGCAGGGCCUUAUUGCACACAGAUACUUGCAGACCUAGGAGCAGAAGUCAUCAAGAUCGAGCACCCAACACGAGGAGACGAUACGCGUUCUUGGGGUCCGCCCGAUGCUCCUUACACUGACGGUGUUGAACGCCAGUUUCCUGGAGAAAGCGCGUACUAUCUCUCUGUGAACCGUAACAAGAAAUCUCUGUGUCUCUCCUUCAACAACCCCUCCGGAAUCUCCAUUUUGCAUUCCCUCGUCCAGAAAUGCGACAUCCUAGUAGAAAACUACCUCCCAGGCUCGCUCGCCAAGUACAAGCUUGACUAUGAGACACUCUCAAAUAUAAAUCCUUCCUUAAUCUACGCCUCCGUUACCGGGUACGGGCAGACUGGGCCAUUCAGCAAUCGAGCGGGAUACGACGUGAUGGUCGAAGCCGAGAUGGGACUGAUGCAUAUCACUGGCGAGCGAGACGGCCCACCUGUGAAGGUCGGUGUAGCAGUCACGGACAUAUCGACAGGCAUGUACACAGCAAUUGGCGUGCUGGCGGCAUUGUACGCAAGGAGAGAAACUGGUCUGGGUCAGUGGAUCGAUGCGAGUCUGAGUGACUGUCAGGUCGCAGGGCUGGCGAACAUCGCGAGUAGUGCGUUGAUCAGCGGAAAGAAAGAUAGUGGGAGAUGGGGGACUGCUCACGCAUCAGUUGUACCCUAUCGGGCAUAUAAGACUAAGGACACAAACAUUGCUGUCGGUGGAUGCAACGAUAAGCUCUACGGCAUACUCUGCGAUAAGAUUGGCAAGCCUGAGUGGAAGACAGAUGCGCGCUUCAUCACCAAUGCGCUGCGCGUGAAGAACAGAGAUACUCUUGAUCGAAUCAUCGAGGACGAGCUCAAAACGAAGACGACGAAGGAGUGGCUCGAUGUCUUCGAAGGUAGUGGCAUGCCAUAUGCCGCUGUUAAUGAUAUACAGGGCACGAUCAAUCACGAACAUGUCCUUGCACGAAAUAUGAUUGAGGAGGUUGACCAUCCGAGUUGCGGACCGAUCAAACUCGUUAAUCAUCCAGUCAAGUACUCUAGAGCGGAGCCGAAAAUAAGGACACCACCUCCAAUGCUCGGAGAGCACACAAGUGAAGUGUUGAGAGAGCUUCUGGAUCUCAAUGAAGCUGACAUAGAAGAUCUCAAGAGUCAAAAGACGAUUGCUUAG